Penicillium canescens is the source of this 735-nucleotide messenger RNA. Its product is annotated as SDR family NAD(P)-dependent oxidoreductase. The record is from RefSeq and is a predicted model, not a curated record. NCBI's taxonomy places the organism in Eukaryota, Fungi, Ascomycota, Eurotiomycetes, Eurotiales, Aspergillaceae. The transcript has 3 exons. Gene Ontology annotation, molecular function: oxidoreductase activity, acting on the CH-OH group of donors, NAD or NADP as acceptor. The coding region runs from base 1 to 735 and encodes 244 amino acids.
AUGACUCGAGCUUUCGCGGCUGCUGGUGCAACUGUGGUACACAUCUUGGGCCGCACUGAUCGAACUCUUCAAGAAACUAAGAGACUGGUAAGCUUGGAGUUUCCGAGUAUCGAUAUUACUACCCAUGCGUGUGACGUAACCGACGAGAAAUCGGUAGAGCGUGCAGCUCAGGAGAUUGGAGCAUGGGAUGUUCUCAUCGUCAAUGCUGGAUUUUUAAGUGAAAGUCGUCCAAUCACGGACUCGAACUUGCAAGAAUGGUGGCAAUCUUUCGAGACGAACGUAAAAGGAUCGUUCCUUGUUACCAAACACUUCCUUCCUCAACGUUCCGAAGGGGCAGCUAUUGUUGGUAUUAGCAGUGCCGUCACAGCUCUCCCUGCCACAGCCGCACCAAACAGCUCGGCGUACGCAUCAUCCAAAUUUGCGGUGAUAAAGCUUUUCGAGUAUAUAGCCGAGGAAAAUCCAGACCUACACGUCCUUACGAUUCAUCCCGGUCUUAUAGAGACUGACAUGGCCAAAAAGGGUCGACCACCCGGCGUGCCUUUCGAUGACAGGAAGUAUCUUGAUAUCAUCAAACUGCCAGCACACUUCACGGUGUGGGCUGCGAGCUCUGAUGCGAAGCUUGCACGUGGGAAGUUCUUAUGGUGCAAUUGGGAUGUUGAUGAGUUGGUUAAAAAGUUGGAAGAGAAACGAGAUGAUCCGUUUUACCUAACCUCGGUUCGAUUCGGGUCUUACUGA